AUGUCAUUCAAUGAUACCCAACACAACAGCACAUUUACAGAGGAUGAUUCUGGCACCGUGGAAAUGAAAGCGGUGUCUUUUUACACACCUUUGAUAUAUGUUUCGAUCUUGGUGAUAUCAUUGAUCGUGUUUGCAUCGCAUUACCGCAAAAAAACCGUCAAAGAGCUGAAUGAACUGCCCUCUUUGUUUGACGAAUCGAUUGCCAGGGACCUGUACUUCGAGUUGAAACAAAUGAAUGACAGUGGCGAAGCCAAGGUUCACGAGAAAGUGCUCAAGGCUGCGCUUCUCAACCGUGGAGCAGAAGCCAUCAGGAGAACGCUGAAGCUGAAAGAAAGCGAACCACAGAUAACAAUGCUGUACAAGAACGGGUGUGUCGGGGAAGAGUACUGGAAACGGUACCAAAACGAGGUGAAAAUUGUGGAACUAGACUUCAAAGAUGCGGUUCAAACUGCAGAACUAAUGCAGCCAGGCUGGCCUCAGCUUUUCAUUGCCGUUAGCAAAGAAAUCUGUUUCAACCAGGCGUUGAAAAGACGCUUCCAAGCCAUCUUGCUACGUAAAGAAGUGUUUUCGAAACAGUGGCAGGUGAACUUUGACAGCACAGGCAAGCUCAUUGAGUAG
Lachancea lanzarotensis is the source of this 618-nucleotide messenger RNA. It is a transcript of the gene SEC66, whose product is annotated as LALA0S04e05292g1_1. The record is from RefSeq and is a predicted model, not a curated record. The coding region runs from base 1 to 618 and encodes 205 amino acids. The transcript has a single exon. Gene Ontology annotation, biological process: post-translational protein targeting to membrane, translocation. Lineage: Eukaryota; Fungi; Ascomycota; Saccharomycetes; Saccharomycetales; Saccharomycetaceae. Gene Ontology annotation, cellular component: Sec62/Sec63 complex.